UUAGAACAAUGGUCUCUUUCCGGCAGCCACGGGUUACGGUGCAGACAUGGCCAAGUCCAAGAACCACACCACACACAACCAGUCCCGAAAAUGGCACAGAAAUGGCAUCAAGAAACCGCGAUCACAAAGAUACGAGUCUCUGAAAGGGGUGGACCCCAAGUUCCUGAGGAACAUGUGUUUUGUCAAGAAGCACAACAAGAAGGGCCUGAAGAAGAUGCAGGCCAACAACGCCAAGGCUAUGGCUGCGCGUGCUGAAGCUAUCAAGGCCCUGGUCAAGCCUAAGGAAGUAAAGCCCACGAUCCCAAAGGGUGUCAGCCAGAAGCUCGAUCGGCUUGCCUACAUUGCCCACCCCAAGCUUGGAAGGCGUGCCUGUGCCCGCAUUGCUAGGGGUCUCAGGCUGUCCCGGCCACAGACCAAGGCAAAGGCCAAGACUGAGCCCCAAAUCAAGGGCAAGGUCAAGGCUCAAAUCAAGGCCCAAGCUCAAGCUCAAAUCAAGAGCAAGGGCAAAGGCAAGGCCCAGGCUGAAACCAAGCCCAAGGCCCAAGCCGAAACCAAGCCCAAGGCCCAGGCCCAAGCCAAACCCAAGGCUCAGGCCCAAACCAAGCCCAAGGCCCAGGCCACACCUGCAGCCCCAGUUCCGGCUCAGGCUCCUCCCAAAGGUGCCCAGCCCCCCGCAAAGGCUCCCUAGUAACAGCCUUUGCCUGCCAAUUGAAGGGCAGAAGGACUGGUGUGACCCCUG
Molecule: messenger RNA, 739 nt
Organism: Oryctolagus cuniculus (rabbit)
Lineage: Eukaryota; Metazoa; Chordata; Mammalia; Lagomorpha; Leporidae
Product: large ribosomal subunit protein eL29-like
Biological process (GO): cytoplasmic translation
Cellular component (GO): cytosolic large ribosomal subunit; ribosome
Molecular function (GO): structural constituent of ribosome
Source: RefSeq, a predicted model, not a curated record